Messenger RNA from Malurus melanocephalus (red-backed fairy wren), 3384 nucleotides. RefSeq names its product AFG2 AAA ATPase homolog B (gene AFG2B). Bases 246 to 2528 code for a protein of 760 amino acids. Gene Ontology annotation, molecular function: ATP binding; ATP hydrolysis activity. The record is from RefSeq and is a predicted model, not a curated record. NCBI's taxonomy places the organism in Eukaryota, Metazoa, Chordata, Aves, Passeriformes, Maluridae. The transcript has 8 exons.
GCCGUCCCGCCCGCCGCCGCUCCGGUCCGUCCCUGCCCGCCUGUGCCGUCCCGCCCGCCGCCGCUCCGGUCCGUCCCUGCCCGCCUGUGCUGUCCCGCCCGCCGCCGCUCCGGAGUGUGGGGUGGCCGCUGUGCGCCCGGCGGUGGCGGAGCGGGAACCCCGCGGGAGGAGGCGGCGCGGUGAGUAAGGAGCCGGCGGGCCCGCGCAGGGUAGGGGUGUUGCUGCCCUCCCUCGCGGAGGCAGCGAUGGAGGCGGCAGCCUUAAAACUGCUCCCGCUGGACCCGGGRGAUGAGGGCACCCAGCGGUGCCGGUUGGGACCUGCCGCUCUCUCCUUCCUGGGAGCCAGGAUCGGCGCCCCGCUSAGGAUCUCCCUGCCCGGCGGGUGCUGCCUGUGCACGGCGUGGCCCCGGCGCGAUCUGGCGGACGGGUACCUGCAGGCCGACCUGACCUGCAGCACGGCGGGGCUGAGGGCGCGGGAGCUGCGCGGGAUCUCGCUCAGCAUGGGCCAGCUGCAGCUGCUGCCGCACCGACAGCUGCGAAGAGCGACUGUCAGAGUGGUCCUCAAGAGCGCCGCGCUGAAAAAGUCGACUCCCAGAGCGGUGUUGCAGGAGACAAUCAGAGAACUGCUAAGAAAUGUGUAUGUUUCACUUCGKUUUGUUGUUGCUGUUGCCCCAAGUCCCGAAAAUCCUGUGGURUAUAUUGAAAUGCUGUCUGCAGACGCUUCGGAGGAGGAAGCUGGMUUGAUAACUCCCCAAACAAGCUUAAAAAUUAAGGAGGUGAUCACUUUAGAAUGGUACAGAUAUCAUCUGUCAGAAGACACUGCAAAAACUUCAGUUGCAGGACUAGAUGAUGUGGGGAAGUCUUUGAAAGAGAUUAUUGAUCUGCCUUUCCGCUUUCCAAAAACUYUGAAGAAGCUGGGGCUGUCUGUCCCUAAUGGAGUGCUAUUAAUUGGGCCCCCAGGUGUAGGGAAAACUCUUAUGGUAAAGGCAGUAGCAAAAGAGCUGGGGGCAUAUCUGUUUGACAUCAGUGGCCCAGCUCUCCAUGGUUCAAGACCAGGAGAAGGUGAAGAGAAUUUGCGAAGAGUCUUUGAAAAGGGCAGAGRGAUGUCAAAGGAGGGCCCAACCAUUCUCUUUUUUGAUGAGAUUGAUUCUUUAUGCCCAAAGCGAGGAAAUUCAAACAAUGUUCCUGAAGAUCGAAUUGUUGCUCAGUUGCUGACGCUGCUGGAUGGUGUAGGGAGUGAGGGUAAGAUGGUCAUUGUGGCAGCAACAAACAGGCCUGAUGCCUUAGACCCUGCACUGAGAAGACCUGGCAGAUUUGACAGAGAGAUUAUUAUUGGGACCCCAACAGUUACACAGAGAAGAUCCAUCCUGGAGUUGCUUACAUCGAAUAUGCCCAUUUGUGCAGAGGUUGAUUUGGCUAAGCUGGCAGAAAUGACGACUGGGUAUGUUGGAGCUGACCUUACAGCACUCUGCCGAGAAGCUGCAAUGCAGGCUGUGUCCCACAGCGCUUUGGAUUCAACUGAAACAGAAGCCAAAAUUAACAUGGGAGAUUUCCAAGAAGCUUUUAARAAAGUUCAACCAUCCUCUUUUCGAAGUGCAGUUGGACUAACAGAGUGUAAACCUGUGACUUGGGAGCAAAUUGGUGGUCUUGAAGAUGUGAAAUUAAAGUUAAAGCAGAGUAUUGAGUGGCCUAUGAAAUUUCCUGAGGCGUUUGCCAGGAUGGGCCUGUCUCAUCCCAAGGGAAUUCUUCUGUAUGGGCCAUCUGGGUGUGCCAAAACCACUCUGGUGAAGGCUGUGGCCACGAGUUGUCAYUGUUCCUUUCUGUCUGUCAGUGGUGCUGACCUGUUCUCACCUUACAUUGGAGAUUCAGAGAAGAUUUUGUCUCAGGUUUUUCGCCAAGCAAGAGCAAAUACUCCAGCAAUAAUAUUCCUGGAUGAGAUUGAUUCWAUCUUGGGAUCUCGGGCACAUGGCAGAACUGGCCAUGGUGUCUCAGARCGGGUUCUUUCUGUUCUUCUCAAUGAAUUGGAUGGGGUUGGGCUGAAAGUUACAGAAAGAAGAGGAGGCAAGCUACAGUUUGAGGCUCAGUGCCAAGAACAAAGUGACRAGGAAAGAAAGCUAGAGUUCCAGGAAACUUUGAACAAAGAUUUCAUGGUAGUUGCUGCAACAAAUAGACCAGAUAUGYUGGAUGAGGCCUUGCUCCGUCCUGGAAGGCUGGACAAGAUGAUCUAUAUUCCACCUCCAGAUCUGAAGGGAAGACUYUCCAUUUUGAAAAUCUGCACCAAAAAAAUUCCAUUAGAUACUGAUGUGUCAUUACAAGAUGUGGCAGUCCUAACAGACCUCUUCUCUGGAGCUGAUAUUGAAAAUCUGUGCAAGGAGGCUGGUUUGUUGGCAUUACAAGAGAAUGGACUUGAAGCAACUGCUGUAAAGCAGGAACAUUUUGUGAAAUCGUUGAAGACUGUUAAACCAUCUUUAAACAUAAAAGACUUGGAAUUUUAUGAAAAAUUCUCCAAACAGGAAUUAGCCUCUUGAAUCUAAAAAGGCGUGGUAUAGGUAUUUUUAAAUACAUUACAAAGACUUUGAAAAAGUUUGCCUCUUUCCUGCUUUUUAAUACUGUACUUCCUGUAGUUUUCAGGAYGUGUGAAAUACAGUAAAGUUUCUCAUGUGAAAAGUUCUGUAAUUUCAAUAAUGAAUAAUAAAGUCUUGUUUSCUUUGGGUAGGUUUAUGUCUGAUCAAACGAGUAAUUUGAGGUACUUAGAUAAAACUCUGUGGAACAGCUUAGUGUUACUGUAGAUUUUCUACUUUACAAACACUGGUAUAAUAAGAAAAUUUAAAAUGUGUUGUGAAGUCUCCGAAGGACAGUGAAAGUUUAAAAAAUAGAAAAGCUUUCAGGAAGUUAAAUAGGAAAAAGUAAGUCCUGUUCUAUAUAAAAUGUAAGAUGUUUUAUAUGUGCACCUGUCUACAGGCUUACUUUCUUACAAGUAGAUUUCAAAAUAUAGUGUCAUUGAAAAGGUCAAUGUUUAAUACUUUGUUGAAGGUUUGGAAGUUGGAGGUUUGAGGAGUAAUUUUAGAUCAGUUACUGCUUACUGUACAAACAUUGAUUGAGUAAGCAGAUAACAAGUAUGUAGUCAACUCAAACUAUCAUAAUUUCUUCUUUAGGAAAGGGAGUUUGCUUUAUGAAAAGUUCUGCAGAAUUAUUUUCCCCACCCAACCAUUCUUUGUCAACACAUUUUUGUAGGUUGCCUUCUAAAAUACACAGAUACAUCCAAAGAAAUUGGUAUUACCUAUAUGUAAGUGCAUUACUAGAGUGGCAAAGUUUUUAUUAUGUUUUACUGUCUUUUCCCAGUGAAAAUGCUUUGUGAACAAAAUACACCGCGAGAUUCAUAAA